Lachancea dasiensis is the source of this 1578-nucleotide messenger RNA. Lineage: Eukaryota; Fungi; Ascomycota; Saccharomycetes; Saccharomycetales; Saccharomycetaceae. The record is from the annotation of a GenBank genome assembly.
AUGAGUGGAUUGUAUUUGAAAACGGCAUCCUCGUUGAUGGGCAUGGCUAAAGCCGCCCGCAGUGCAACGGCGGGGGCCAGAUUUAUAUCAACGAGAGUGCAAGUCGAUUCCGUCAGACUCACGACGCCCAACGGGUUCACAUACGAGCAGCCUACCGGCCUCUUCAUCAAUAAUGAGUUUGUGAAGUCACACAAUGGAGACACUAUCAGUGUGGAAGAUCCCUCGACGGGCCAAAAGCUGGUGGAUGUGCAAUCCGGAACAAAGGCAGACGUGGAGUACGCUGUGGAGUGCGCAGAAAAAGCAUUCAAGUCGAGUUGGUCGACAGCAGACCCCAAAUUCAGAGCCCAAGCACUGUUGAGACUUGCGGACUUGGUGGAACAAAGGAGGGAAAUGAUUGCAUCGAUAGAGUCCAUGGACAACGGAAAAGCGCUUAGACUGGCGCGAGGCGAUGUUGGGUUGGUGAUUGAUUUCCUACGUUCCUCAGCUGGAUUUGCAGACAAAUUGGAUGGCAGAAGUAUCAACACGGGCGACGGGUAUGUGAACUAUACGGUUAGAGAGCCCAUCGGCGUCUGUGGCCAAAUCAUUCCUUGGAAUUUUCCCUUGAUGAUGCUUUCGUGGAAAAUCGCGCCAGCUCUGGCGGCCGGCAACACGGUCAUAUUGAAGCCCGCAUCGCCCACGCCAUUAAACGCACUUUACUUUGCGUCGUUGUGCAAAGAGGCUGGAAUACCGGCCGGUGUGGUCAACAUUAUCCCCGGGCCCGGGAGGGGAGUCGGGGAAACACUGUCGACGCACCCCAAGAUCAGAAAGAUUGCCUUCACGGGCUCUACUGGCACGGGCAGAGGCAUCGCGGUGAAGGCGGCGGAAUCCAAUCUCAAGAAGGUGACUCUGGAACUGGGCGGGAAGUCGGCUCACAUGGUUUUCAACGACGCCGAUUUGACCAAGACUUUGCCAAACCUGGUGAAUGGCAUCUUCCUAAACGCCGGUCAAAUAUGCUCUUCUGGGUCCCGGAUCUACGUGCAAGAAGGCAUCUACGACACGCUUUUACCGGCCUUCAAAAAAUACGUGGAAGAGACCGUGACGGUGGGGUCCCCGUUUGAGGAGUCCAACUUCCAGGGCGCCAUCAACAACAAGAUGCAAUACGACACGAUCCUGAACUACAUCAACGUGGGCAAACAAGAAGGCGCCAAGUUGCUCACGGGCGGGGACGCGUGUGGCCAGGACGGGUACUUUGUGAAGCCCACCGUCUUCUACGACGUGGCAGAAGAGAUGCGGGUCGUCAAGGAGGAGAUCUUCGGGCCCGUGGUGACGAUUUCCAAGUUCAAGGAGAUCGAAGAUGGGGUGGCGAUGGCCAACGACUCCGAGUUUGGGCUCGGUGCUGGCAUUCAAACCGAAAGCCUGUCCACCGCGUUGAAAGUGUCCAAGUCGCUCAAGGCCGGCACGGUGUGGGUCAACACCUACAACGAUUUCCACGCGUGUGUGCCGUUUGGUGGUUGCAAGCAAUCCGGCUACGGUCGGGAAAUGGGCAUCGAGGCCUUCGACGCUUACACCUCCGUCAAAGCGGUGAGAAUCAAACUGUAA